This is a messenger RNA of Histoplasma mississippiense, 447 nucleotides long. RefSeq lists its product with no specific name. The record is from RefSeq and is a predicted model, not a curated record. NCBI's taxonomy places the organism in Eukaryota, Fungi, Ascomycota, Eurotiomycetes, Onygenales, Ajellomycetaceae. The transcript has a single exon. The coding region runs from base 1 to 447 and encodes 148 amino acids.
AUGAAGGCGUGGCCACUGGUCGCGACCCUCCUCGUCCUGCUAUUCGGCCUCGUCACCUCCGCAACCCAAAACAACGCCGGCGACUUGAUUGCGAUCACUUCAGUUGAGCGGCGCGCCGGGGGCCUUGAAAUCCGCACUCCCAAAGGCGGCAAGGGAGGCGGCGGCAGCUCGUCCGGCGGCGGCGACGACGACGACGACGACGAUGAUGAUGAUGAUGAUGAUGAACCUAGCAACCAAGACUUCCAGAACUGCUCGAACGGCGGCAAAACCUGCAGCGAAUGCUUCGGCAGCGGUUACAUUUCCUGCGUCACCCCGUCGAAUGUCUGCUACAACCCUUCGACCCAAACACGCAGCAAGGUCUGCGUCCAACAAGGAAACUCCGGCUCAACACAGCUUGCUGGCUCCCUCGGCCUCGGCGCGCUGGGAUUGGCAAUUGUGUUGCUGUAG